AGAGAGAGAGAGAGAAGUUUCCUGCGCUUGCAAUAGCCGUCUGCCUUUCUUCCACUAUGACACGUUCCCAUGCAUGCGCAGCCUGUGUGCAUGUCUCCUCGCAGAGGGACCUGUGAAGCCAACAUACCUGUCGCCAUGGCUGAAUUCGGGCAAAGCAAGCGCGUCGGUGCACCGGUUGCUGCUUGCGCCUCUACCGCUGCUGUUCCUGCUGAUGCUGCAGCCGCAGGGAGCCCCGAGACGCGCAGAGGAGCAGAGCCGGUAUCUAACGGCAGCUGCAACCCCACAGACCCGGCAAGGACGCUCCAUAGGGGGUCCAGCUGUGACUCCCCGACGUGUGAGGGUUUGGAAUCGGCCACCAAUUCCAUACUGCGACGCAGCAGUCUCAUUAAGGAUGGCUCCCGGGCGGGUCGAGAGAGAAAGAAGACCGUGUCCUUUAGCAGCAGCCUAUCGGAGAAGAAGAUCGGGAGCGUGUCCGACUGUAUCCACUCAAUGGUGGAGGGGAGCGACUUGAAAAAGGUGCGGCCCAACUCCCGCGUGUAUCAACGUUACUAUCUGCUCGACGCGGGCCUGCAGGCUCUGUGCUGGGAGCCCUCCAAGAAGGAUUCGGACAAAGCCAGGAUUGCUCUGGCUUCCAUCCGAGAGGUGCGGACAGGUCGUAACACGGAAAUAUUCCGCACCAGUGGCGUUUAUGAGCAGAUUUCCGAAGACUGCGCCUUCUCCAUCAUUUAUGGAGAGCUCUAUGAGAGCCUGGACCUUGUGGCCAAUUCUACAGAAGUGGCAAAUAUUUGGGUGACAGGCUUAAGGUAUCUGAAACAGUACGGGAAAAAUGCCUUGGACAUGCUUGCCAGCAGACAACGCAGCCUUCGUCUUGGCUGGUUGGAGCGGCUUUUCUCCUCUGCUGCUGAUUUGGAUAGUCCGAGGGACAGUGAGCAAAGUAUUUGCUUGCAGUCCGCCGUCAAACUCAUACAGAUGCUGAAUCCGGGGCUGAGCAAUGGAAAAGUGGAGCACAGGUUUCAAGAGCUUCAGAGGCGUCGGACUGAGCGCCUUUCUCUUAAUAAUGGCUCGGAAGCUAAAGACCACAGCAAAAUGCAAUCCACGCCCGAGGAUAGGGUCACGCAGGAGGAGUUCAUCAAGGUCUUUCAUGACUUUUGCACACGUCCAGAGAUUUACUUUCUCCUGGUACAGUUCUCCAGCAACAAAGAAUUCCUGGACUCCAAAGACUUAACGAGAUUCCUCGAGGCCGAGCAAGGCGUCGCCCAGGUGUCAGAAGAAGACAGCUUGAGUCUCAUCCGGUCCCACGAGCCUUCAGAUGAGGGCCGGCAGGAGGGUUAUCUGUCCAUGGAUGGCUUCAACAACUACCUGAUGUCACCCGAGUGCCAUCUCUUUGAUAGGGAGCAUGACAAUGUGUGUCAGGACAUGUCCCAGCCUUUGUCUCACUAUUUCAUCAACUCCUCUCACAACACCUACCUCAUCGAGGACCAAUAUAAAGGACCGUCAGAUGUUUCCGGCUACAUCCGGGCGCUUAAGAUGGGCUGCCGAUGCGUGGAGGUGGACGUAUGGGACGGUCCCGGUGAAGAACCGGUGGUGUGUACCGGACAUACCCGUUGCCGUCCUCUCGCGCUGCGCAGCGUGUUGGAAGCCAUCGGACGAUUUGCUUUUGUGACGUCCGAGUAUCCCUUGAUUGUGUGUCUGGAGAACCACUGCUCGCUCGGACAGCAGAAAGUGAUGAUGCAACAUCUGGUGGAAAUACUCGGGGAUCAACUCUUGACGCGUAGCCCAGACGUGAGCGGGUCGUACCUUCCCUCGCCGCAAGCCUUAAUGCAUCGGAUCUUGGUGAAAGGGAAGAAGCUGAAGCCCGGUUGGGAAGCGGAGGAUGGUGAAGUCAGUGAAGAAGAUGAAGGAGCUGAAAUGUGCCCAAAUAUGAAGGUAAUGAUCAACGGCGGGGCAGCAAUCGAAGACAGUCCGAAAGAAAAAAGAAGUAUCCAUUCAACAGCGGCCCACCGGUGCAACCCUCCUCAUGUUCCUCACAAAAAAGUCCUCCUGCUGAAAGAGCUUUCAGACUUGGUCACUCUUUGCGAGUCGGUCCACUUUGUCGACUUCCCCACAUCGACCCAAAGCCAAAAACCUUGGCAAUUGUGCUCCUUUAACGAGAUCCAGGCCAGUCGUCUCGCCGGCGAGAGCCCCGGUGACUUUGUCAACCAUAACAAACGUUUCCUCUCACGGGUUUACCCGAGUCCGGUGCGCAUUGAUUCCAGCAACAUGAACCCUCAGGACAUGUGGAAAUGCGGUUGUCAGAUUGUUUCGAUGAAUUUCCAGACCGCUGGAUUGAUGAUGGACCUCAACGCGGCCUGGUUCCGGCAGAAUGGGAAUUGCGGUUACGUUCUGCGGCCUGCCAUCAUGCGGCAGGAGGUAUCUUAUUUCUGCGCAGAUACCAGAGACACUGUGCCUGGGGUGUUGCCUCAGCUUCUCCAUGUCAAGGUCAUCAGCGGACAGAACCUUCCAAAGCCGAGGGGUUCUGUGGCCAAAGGGGAUGUGGUGGACCCUUACGUCAUCGUGGAGAUCCACGGCAUCCCGGCCGACUGCGCCGAGCGCCGCACCAGGACCGUCACCCAGAACUGCGAUAACCCGGUUUUCGACGAAAGCUUCGAGUUCCAGAUCAAUCUACCGGAGCUCGCCAUGGUUCGCUUUGUGGUGCUGGAUGACGACUUCAUCGGGGAUGAGUUCAUAGGUCAGUACACCAUCCCGCUGGAGUGUCUCCAACCGGGAUACCGUCACGUGCCGCUUCAGUCUCUGACCGGGGAAGAUCUUCCCCACUCCAAGCUCUUUGUCCACGUGGCCCUCACCAAUCGUAGAGGAGGGGGCAAGCCUCACAAAAGGGGCCUGUCCGUGCGGAAAGCCCGCAGGAGACGCGACUACACGGCUCUAAGGGACUUAGAAAUCCGCUCCGUUGACGAGGUCUUCAAAAUGGCUGCCCCUCUGUUGAGAGAGGCCACGGACUUGAGGGAGAACAUGCAGAAUUCUGUGGCUAUGUUCAGGGAGCUGUGCGGGGUGCCGGCCGUGUCCAACCUCAUGCAGUCCAUCCUCGCGCUGGGCUCCAGAGUGAGAGGACCCGAUGGAACGCCUUUACUACUCUUUGACCUUCAGAAGCACUACCCCACCCUGGAGCCUCAGGGACCCCUGCCUGAUGUCCUUCGCCGUGUUGUCUCCACAUAUGACUUGAUGGUCCAGGCCAGCAAAGCUGUGUUUGAACUCGCUGAUGGAAUCCAUGAAAGGAUUCUGAAUAUAAAGAAGACAGCCAUGACGUUCCACGAGGAUCUACAAAGCCGGGCGGCAAAGGAGGGCUUGAAAGGGCGCAAGGUGGGUCGAGCUGUGGAGAGCUUCACCUGGAACAUCACCAUCCUUAAGGGUCAAGCUGAUCUUCUCACGCACGCCAAGGCUGAAGUUCAGGAGAACAUGAAGCAGGUGCACGACGCCGCCCUGACGGGGAACCUCGCCAGAGAGGGUCGAGGAGUUACCAGAGUGCGCUCGCAAUCACGGAAAAGCCAGCACGACAGCCCCACCUUGAGUUAGUUAGUGACGGGCGGGUUAGGGUCACGGGUCAUCAUGGGUCGUCCGUCAACUACACUACACUUGCCGCCAAGGAACAUUCCAUUUAAUGUUUGAUAUUGUGAGCUCUGUCCAUCUUGGUUGUAAAAACACAAUUUUAGAACUUUUCUGUUGUGCACGAUGUUUUUAAAGUGAGAAAUAAGCACACAAAAUACAAUCAAUGGACUUUAGCGAUAUUAUCAAUAGUGUGGGUAAGCCUUUUGUUCCUUUAAAUUUGUUAAGUAAAUUAAAUGGACUUUACAGGAACUUAAAUCAUCGUUCCCUAUUGAAAUGAAUGCAAAUGCCAUUAAGCCGUUCCAGCUUUACAAAAAUACCCGAAUCGUUGUGAUAUUUUUUCUGGAAAAUAGCACCUUAUAGUCCUUACUUAGUGACUUAAAUAGAAUGUAAUUUUUUUUUUUUUUUAACUCUAUGUAAUGCUAUGUGGUUUGCUUAAAUAUAGAAUGUGUUAAUUCUCUUUGUUUAGGUUGACGAUAAGCUUAAACUGGGAAGAAUUAUUGACAAAAAUUUUAAUUAACAAAUUUGCACAAAUAUAGUGAAGAUAAGCGGUUUGGAAAAUUGAUGGAUUUAUUUGAUUUUUUUUUUUAUCUAAAAUGGACAACCUGAACCCAUCAGUGCGUCACGUGAAAACGUCUGCCACCUGUCUACUGUUGCCUUUGCCUGCAAAAUAGUGUACAGUAUUUUAAAAAGAGUAUUUUACACAAGUGUAAACAUUCCAGGUCCAUCUGUGCAUCCAUUGUGCAGCUCCAGUCCACGAGUACCUUCUUCACAAAUUGAGAUGUUAAAUAAAUUAGUUUUAAAAAGA
This is a messenger RNA of Syngnathus typhle (broad-nosed pipefish), 4408 nucleotides long. Its product is annotated as inactive phospholipase C-like protein 2. Gene Ontology annotation, biological process: intracellular signal transduction; lipid metabolic process. Bases 70 to 3570 code for a protein of 1166 amino acids. The transcript has 12 exons. The record is from RefSeq and is a predicted model, not a curated record. Gene Ontology annotation, molecular function: phosphatidylinositol-4,5-bisphosphate phospholipase C activity. NCBI's taxonomy places the organism in Eukaryota, Metazoa, Chordata, Actinopteri, Syngnathiformes, Syngnathidae.